This is a messenger RNA of Aspergillus bombycis, 255 nucleotides long. RefSeq names its product general stress protein. The coding region runs from base 1 to 255 and encodes 84 amino acids. Lineage: Eukaryota; Fungi; Ascomycota; Eurotiomycetes; Eurotiales; Aspergillaceae. The record is from RefSeq and is a predicted model, not a curated record. The transcript has 2 exons.
AUGGCCUCAAACACGAACCCCGGAAACUUCAGCAACCGCCCCCACGAGGAGGUUGAGAACAUUGCCCGCAAGGGUGGCCAGAGCUCCCACUCAGGAGGUUUUGCCAGUAUGGACCCUGAGAAGCGGAGAAACAUCGCUUCCAAGGGGGGUCAGGCUUCGAGCGGAAGCUUCCAACCUGGUGACCCUAGAGCCCGCGAGGCUGGUCAGAAGGGCGGCUCAAGAACUCAAUACAAUGUGGACCAGCCCGAGGAGUAA